AUGGCGUCCGUGGGGCCGACCCUCGAGUCCCUCGUCGACCAGGUGAUCUCCAUCAUCACCAACGACGGCCGCAACAUCGUGGGGACUCUGCGCGGGUUCGACCAGGCCACCAACAUAAUCCUCGACGAGUCCCACGAGAGGGUCUACUCCACUAAGGAGGGAGUACAGCAGCUUGUCCUUGGUCUGUACAUCAUCAGGGGUGAUAACAUAGGCGUGGUGGGUGAGGUGGACGAGGAGCUGGACGCGGCGCUGGACAUGUCGAAGCUGAGAGCGCAGCCCCUCAAGCCAGUCAUCCACUGA
Triticum turgidum subsp. durum (durum wheat) is the source of this 300-nucleotide messenger RNA. Lineage: Eukaryota; Viridiplantae; Streptophyta; Magnoliopsida; Poales; Poaceae. The record is from the annotation of a GenBank genome assembly.